AUGCAUCCAUAUCGACUCAUAUUUCCAGCGCUUAUCGCCACCGCGGCAUCUUUGGCACCUCUGCAGCAGUGUGCAGCGCCUGCAGCACGCCCGCUCUGGACGCGUCGUGCCCUAGGCGCCGCAUGGGUCGCAGCGUACCCGCUGGUGGCCGCAGCGUACCCUUUGGUGGCGCGAGCCGAGGUCUACGAGGGCUCUGCGCCCAUCGAGUUGGUCAACGACGUCGUCAAAGCGGUCGGCUCAUUGUUCUACGACGAGUCACUGCUUGCGUCGCCGCGGUGGUCCGCCGCUGUGAAGAGGGCGCAAACCGCUGCGCGAAACGCCGACGACGCAUCGGCCGCGCCAGCGAUCGUGGCAGAUCUCUUGCAAAGUCUGAACGACCCCUACACGCGGUUCAAGCCGCCGGCGCUCGCCGAGGCGACGCUCGCGAACGCGGGGGCGAAACCGGCGGGCGUCGGGCUUCGCUUGGCACCGGGUGUCAGUGGCAUAGAAAUUGUUGAGGUGCUGCCCGGCUCGCCGGCGGCCACGAGCGCGUUGAGGCCCGGCGAUGUCCUCGUAGAAAUCGAUGAAUCCGCCGCGGCGUCGGCGUCGGCGUCCGCAGCAUCGGAGGCGCUGCGCGGCCGCGCGGGCUCGACGGUCAGCAUCAAGGCGUCGCGGGGCGGAAACAAAAUAAUCGAGCGGCUCGUGCGCGCGCAGUUGGAUUCUAGUGCGCCGGAAGUCGAGGCGCGCGGUGUCGCCGAGGGAGUGGGCGUGCUGGCGGUCCGGUCGUUCUCGGGCGCGACGCCAAGUGCGAUCGAAGGCGCCGUGGCGACGCUCCGGCGGGAUGGCGCCAAAUCUUUGGCGCUAGACCUCCGUGGCAACGGCGGCGGCGACCUGGACGCCGCCGUGAAAGCGGUAGACUUAUUCUUGGACGGCGGAAAGACGAUCGCUAAGAUAAGAGCGCGCACGGGCGUCGACGUGCGGCUGGCCUCGGGGCCCGCCCCUAUUCGCGAGCCGAUGGUCGUGGUUGUGGACGCGGGAACCGCAUCGGCCGCCGAAUUGUUUAGCGCGGCGUUGGCGUCGAAUCGCCGCGCGACGCUCGUCGGCCAGCAGACGUACGGCAAGGCGCGGGUCCAGCGCGCGGCGCCGAUACCGGGCGGCGGCGCGGUCCUCGUGUCGCGCGCAUACUACGAAACCCCGGCAGGCGUCGACGUGACCGGCGUCGGCCUCACGCCAGACGCGCCGUGCGCGACGGGCGAGGAGGCGAUGGCUUGCGCGCGGAAGGCGCUGUUGCCGCCGGACGAGCUGGGGUACGUGAGGACUCCUAACUAG
Molecule: messenger RNA, 1308 nt
Organism: Pelagomonas calceolata
Lineage: Eukaryota; Pelagophyceae; Pelagomonadales; Pelagomonadaceae
Source: the annotation of a GenBank genome assembly